AAUACUGUGAACUCAACAGCAGUUAUUAACUUCCUGCUAAAGAACCAAUUACAGUAUCAGAAGGUUACAAAGGCUGGUCAAUCCUGUAACUGUCUCUAUAGUUACUGUUAACUUCAAAGAAGCAAGAUCUCCGUUCCUGUCUAAGCACACGGGGCCCUCAAGAUGAAUCCUCAGGUGGUUAUGAGCCAGCCGCAGGUGAUGGUGGUCCAACAUCAAAGUCCUCAGUGGCAAUCAGGCUUACUCGAUUGUUUCAAUGACUGUGGAGUCUGUCUCUGUGGAUCGUUUUGUUCCAUGUGUUUGGGAUGCCAAAUUGCUUCAGAUAUGGAUGAAUGCUGUCUCUGUGGCACAAGCAUGGCCAUGAGAUCCGUCUAUCGGACAAAAUAUGGCAUUCCGGGAUCCCUCUUGUCUGACUUCUUGGCAGUCCUGUUUUGCCCUCUCUGUUCUUUUUGCCAACUCAAGCGAGACAUCAAUAAAAGAAAAGACAUGGGAAUCUUCUAGGAAGUUCUGGUUGUAUUCAGCAGUACAUGUCCUACCAUCUCAAACUCAACUUAUACUUGAGAACUUAUACUUCUCAAUGAUCCUUCAUAAUCAAACCAAAUUGUUCUUUGAAAUUAUCCCCAGUAAAUGUGUUCUCCGCAAGAUAAUACACUGGAUGCCAUUGUUCACAAAAUAAUAUGGUAUUUUAAGGCAUAUAAUUUGUGCAGUUUUCUUACUGGAAAUUAACCUAGAAUUAAAACUAAAUCUUAUGCCAUUUACCUAUCCUCAAUUUGGCAGAAAUAUA
Molecule: messenger RNA, 781 nt
Organism: Candoia aspera
Lineage: Eukaryota; Metazoa; Chordata; Lepidosauria; Squamata; Candoiidae
Product: placenta-specific gene 8 protein-like
Exons: 5
Coding region: 163-498 (111 amino acids)
Biological process (GO): positive regulation of transcription by RNA polymerase II
Source: RefSeq, a predicted model, not a curated record